Paramecium pentaurelia is the source of this 468-nucleotide messenger RNA. Lineage: Eukaryota; Ciliophora; Oligohymenophorea; Peniculida; Parameciidae. The record is from the annotation of a GenBank genome assembly.
AUGACUUCUAAUGAAAUGGUAAAUUAACUAAAUAAACUUCUUCAAUAAUCCAAUAUUUCCAAUUCUAAAUAAUAAGUUUAACAAAUUUAAAGACCUUCCCUAGUAAAUUAACAAAACACUCAAUCAAAAUUUAGUUAAGCUUUUGCUUUAAACAAUUAAAAAAUAAAAACUAGGUUAUUUUAAAAGAAAGACAGUAACUCAUUAUAAUCUGAAAUUGGCUAAUCUUGUAGUAAAAAUAAUGGGAAGUAUUUUAUGAUCAAUGGUAAGUUUGGAGAAAAAAGGUUUGUUAAUAGAGAAUCAAAUGAAUUUGAAGAAGAAAAUAAGGAAAAUAUUUAAAAUAUAUAAAUAGAAUCUACUAAACAUAUGAAUUUUUAAAUACAAAAUGAAUGCUAAGUUAAUGAAAAAUUAGGAUCUUUUAAAUAAUUAAUAAAUUAGAUUCACUGCAAAAAUAAAGGAAAAUAAUAUUGA